AUCCUCAUUGAAAAUCAAAGCGAAUCAAAAUCAAAACCAAAAUUGCCACCUUUUCUAACCCAUAAAAGAGGCUUGCCGUGAUCCUCUGUGCAAACUAAGAGCUCACCCUCCAAUAAAAGAAUAUAAUUGAAGUCAAAUAGCUUGCAGGAUGCAGCUAUGACCCUAUGAGCUCUCUCACUAUGUGAAGUGCGUUUUCUUUUUGUUUCUGCAUGGACUCUCUCGAAAGAAAGCUACCCAUUGCGUUCACGAUUAUGGAGAGAGAACCCCAUUUCUUCAAGAUAAUUCUUGAUGAUUCUAUCCGGGAGGGAAAACUUAUUCCCAAAAAGUUCAUGAGGAAGCAUGGAAAGGAUUUGCCAAGUCCUGUCAUCCUUAAGGUCCCCAGUGGUACUACAUGGCAAGUAGAGUUGUUGGAAUGUGAUGGUAAGGUUUGGCUGGAGAAGGGUUGGCAAGAAUUCGCUAAACAUCACUCUGUGGACCAUGGGUACUUUUUAGUUUUUAAAUAUGAAGGACAUGGCCAUUUCUGUGUAUUCAUACUUGACAAGAGUGCAUCAGAGAUAGAGUAUCCAUGUAAAGGUGUAUGCACUGUGGAUCAAAAUCAUGAGCCUGUGAUGGAAAAUAAUGAAGAUGAUGCCUCUGUUGAAAUUGUGGAUAAUCUGUCUCAACGAAGAAAAGUUGGGGAGAAAUCACCAUUAUCGAUAGAUCAGCAGUCUUGCAAAAUAACCAGAACUGAUUCAACUGCUAAAACAUUGGAUUCGUUGUUUCCCAGUUCACAUGCAUAUCUUAGCAAUCAAGCCACUCCAUCUACUUGUAUAAAGGUUGAGAGUUCACAUUGUUCCAAGAGAGAAUAUGAAGGAAAGCUCAAGCAAUCGACAGCAAGCAAAAAGAAUACCGGUAGGCAGGGCAAAAGGCCUCCAUGUUCAAGUAAUUCUCAAGCUCUUGAAGAAGCAAACAAGUUCAUCUCAAAUAAUCCAUUCUUCAAGUCUGUUGUCCGGUUAGAUCGGCUCAAGUACUCUAGUGUGUGUGUACCAAUUAACUUCAGCCGGAGAUAUGUUAAGGCCAGGAUAGUGAAUUUAACCCUUCAAGUUGCUGAUAGAUUGUGGCCUGUGAAGUUGAUACGAUAUUCAAAGUGGAAAGUUGCUAAGUUUUGUGGCGGUUGGCCUACGUUUGCAAGGGAAAAUUCACUAGAAAUGGGGGAUGUUUGCAUCUUUGAGCUGAUAAAAAGUGAUGCCAUGAAUGUAUUCAUUUUCAGAUGUGAAAAGUAAAUGCUGUGUGUUGCCAUUGUUUUCUCCUUCUGUUUAGUAGGUGGAACUUGGAAACAAACUAUGAGACUUGGAACUUAAUUUCUUAAAUGGAUCACUGUUGUUUUAAUUUC
Hevea brasiliensis (rubber tree) is the source of this 1372-nucleotide messenger RNA. Its product is annotated as B3 domain-containing transcription factor VRN1. The transcript is spliced from 4 exons. Gene Ontology annotation, molecular function: DNA binding. Bases 210 to 1262 code for a protein of 350 amino acids. The record is from RefSeq and is a predicted model, not a curated record. Lineage: Eukaryota; Viridiplantae; Streptophyta; Magnoliopsida; Malpighiales; Euphorbiaceae.